AAAACAGGUAUCCACACACCAUAUAAUUUCAUUCUCUACCAAGUGUCUCAAAGAAUUUUACUUCCAUGGCCAAACUAAUAAUCCAAAUCUUCACCAUUUCCCUUCUCCUUUCUCUGGUUGCCUUUCCGGCUACCGGAGAAGAAAAAGAUUAUAUUUUUGGAAAAUCCAUAAAUAAAAAGUCUAUGAGGGCAAAAAAGGAAAAACUCAGUCAUUUCCGAUUUUAUUGGCAUGAUAUCCUAAGUGGCUCAAAACCAACAUCAAUGAUUAUUAUUCCACCACCCAAAAACACCACAACAGGGUUUGGCCAAAUGAAUAUGAUAGAUAAUGCCUUAACACUAGGACCAGAGCUGAGUUCCAAGAUUGUUGGAAGGGCACAAGGGUUUUAUGCUGCUGCUUCACUUAAUGAUGUUGGGUUAAUGAUGGUCAUGAAUUUUGCUUUUAUUGAAGGGAAAUAUAAUGGAAGUACUUUCACUGUACUUGGACGGAAUCCUGUGUUCGAGAAGGUGAGAGAGAUGGCAGUGAUCGGUGGCAGUGGGCUUUUCCGAUUUGCUACAGGAUAUGUUCAGGCUACUACUCAUUCAUGGGAUUUCAAAACUGGAGAUGCUAAUGUUCAGUAUGAUGCUUAUGUGUUGCAUUAUUGAGGUUUGCUAAUUUUAUGUACUCCCUAUUUUAAUUUAUGAGAUGUAAUUUAGCGAAA
Solanum dulcamara is the source of this 697-nucleotide messenger RNA. Its product is annotated as dirigent protein 22. The transcript has a single exon. Bases 66 to 641 code for a protein of 191 amino acids. The record is from RefSeq and is a predicted model, not a curated record. NCBI's taxonomy places the organism in Eukaryota, Viridiplantae, Streptophyta, Magnoliopsida, Solanales, Solanaceae.